CACUCAAUGGAAAGAGGAGGUCCAAGUGUAACUCUGAAUAUGUGAGGCACCAAAGUAAACAACAUCCAGCAGCACCCCUUCACACAGACCAGCGCUCGAGGCGAGCUUCUGUUUCAAGCUCAAGGGUUUGAAAACAUUUAAAGUGUGGGACACUUUGCAACAUAUGCUAAAAUAAGUCAAUAUUGGAGCUAUUUCUAUCAGGAGGAAAGGAACACAGCUUCUGGAAGUGUCUCCUGUCUGCUACACGAGAAACAAAACAAAAGGCUGCACAAUGCUAUGCUAACAUCACCCACUCUAAUGAGAUAGGUGGCGCCUGUCCGUUUGCCCUCAGCUGCAGCUCAUACACAUUGUCCUGCAGCUCUUCUAUUUGUGAAAUAGAGAGUUUGCGCUCCGUCUAGACUGCAGGUUACACAACUGUGGUAUUGAACUGUCCGCUGAGACUGCGCAGGAAGCCCUCUGCACAACAGUCAUGUUUCUGUACCUCCUGGGACUGGUGGUCCUCUACUACCUGUACCGCUGGGUCAAGGAGCUGCCCAGGGUCCCGGACAAGGGCAACAAGUAUGUAUACAUCACAGGCUGCGACAGUGGCUUCGGGAGCCUCCUGGCCCGCCACCUGGACAAGCAGGGGUUCAGAGUCAUCGCCUCUUGUUUCACUGAGAAGGGAGAAGAGGAUCUGAAGAAGUCCUGCUCGAGCAAGCUGACCACGGCACACCUGGAUGUCCGGUCAAAGGAAAGCAUUAAUAAAGUUGCAGCAAUGAUCAAGGACAAAGUCGGAGACUGGGGAUUAUGGGCUGUUGUGAACAACGCAGGCGUGUCCGUUCCCUCCGCCCCCUGCGACUGGCUCACCAUCGACGACUACAAAUCCAUGCUGGAUGUGAACCUGAACGGGGUCAUCGCCGUGACCCUGAGCGUCCUGCCUCUGAUCAAGAGGGCGAGGGGACGUGUGGUGAACGUAGCCAGCGUGUUCGGCAGGAUCAGCGUCACAGGAGGACCGUACACCAUCUCUAAGUACGGCGUGGAGGCUUUCAACGACAGCCUCAGGUUAAAUAUGGACCCAUUUGGUGUGAGAGUCCUCUGCAUUGAGCCGGGCUUCUUCAAAACAAACGUGACGGAUGUUGGCAUCCUGAGCAACAACGUCAAAACUAUCUGGGAGAGGCUGCCUAAGGAUGUCAAAGAUGACUAUGGCACCGAAUACCUGCAGAAAUCAUUAGACGUCAUUUCAGAUAAAGUCGCAAAGCUCAGCGAUGGAGACCUGAUGAAGGUGGUGAACUGCAUGGAGCACGCCGUGUCCGCUGUCCGGCCCCGCUCACGCUACUCUCCAGGCUGGGACGCCAAGCUGUUCUGGCUGCCUCUGUCGUACAUGCCAUCCUGUGUGAGCGAUUACAUCAUGAGCAAAGAGGCCAUACCUAUCGCCAAGCCCAGACAAUAAUGUAUUUUUUAUGCCAGUGUGCACGUUCAAUGCAGUAAAACCAAAACUUUCUUUCUUGUGCACUUUUUUGUAACAGACAUUAAAAACCUGUUUAAAGAA
Notolabrus celidotus (New Zealand spotty) is the source of this 1528-nucleotide messenger RNA. Its product is annotated as retinol dehydrogenase 7-like. Gene Ontology annotation, molecular function: oxidoreductase activity. The transcript has 7 exons. The record is from RefSeq and is a predicted model, not a curated record. The coding region runs from base 470 to 1429 and encodes 319 amino acids. NCBI's taxonomy places the organism in Eukaryota, Metazoa, Chordata, Actinopteri, Labriformes, Labridae.